Messenger RNA from Petromyzon marinus (sea lamprey), 2063 nucleotides. RefSeq lists its product as uncharacterized. Gene Ontology annotation, molecular function: sequence-specific double-stranded DNA binding; DNA-binding transcription factor activity, RNA polymerase II-specific. NCBI's taxonomy places the organism in Eukaryota, Metazoa, Chordata, Hyperoartia, Petromyzontiformes, Petromyzontidae. The record is from RefSeq and is a predicted model, not a curated record. Gene Ontology annotation, biological process: regulation of DNA-templated transcription. Gene Ontology annotation, cellular component: nucleus.
GCGCUGUCUUGGCGCACGGCUCGGAGCCACGCGCGACUUCCUCCUCCUUCCUCGGGCUGCAGAAGGAGUCCACCUCGUAGCAGCAUCAGUAGCAGCAGCAGUAGCAGCAGUAGCAGCAGCAGUAGCAGCAGCUCACCAACCCCACCGCUCGCUGUCUCUCUCUCUCGUCUCGCGAGGAGGUAGAGAGUGCGCGUGUGUGUGCGCGCAGACACCGCAGGCCAGGGCAGGACGGCCAAUCUCUUCGCAGCGAAUUUAUAACUCAAAACUCUUUUUUUUCAGUGGACUUAGUUAUUGUUUCUUUCAAAAAUUAUAUAUAUAUUUUUAAAACUACAACGACAAACCGGAGCGAUGUCGCGCUCCUUCCUCGUCGAUUCGCUCAUCGUCAAGGACCCUCUGCGUCCCGGGCGCUCCCCACUGGACAGCCUCCACCACCACCACCACCAUCAUCAGCAGCAACAGCAGCACCACCUUCACCACCAUCACCACCACCAGCACCACACCACCAGCAUGCUGCCACCGCUCCCCUUCGGCAUGCACGGCGCGCACUCCCCGCCCGUCUUGAGCCCGAGCCACGUGCGCAAAACUCUCCCACCACCACCACCACCACCACCGCAACUUCCGACGACAACAGCAGCCGCCACAACAAUAGCAGCGGCGGCUGCAGCAGCUGCUGCUGCCUCUUCUCCUUCGCCUACCGCAGCUGCGGCCGCCGCAGCCGCAGCAGCGGCGGCCGCGGCUGCUGCGGCGGCCGCGGGAUUCUGCGUCUGCCCCCUGUGCAUGCGGACCGCCGGGGGCGGAGGGGCCAUGGCGUCAAUCACAGGCGUCGGCGGUGGCGCGAUGGGCUCCCUGUCGCACCACGCGCUGCUCAAGUCGCCCUUCGCCGAGAGAGUGCCGACUCCGUACUGCGGGGGGCAGCAGCCGCAGGGUCCCUGCGUGCCGCCCAACCCAUCGCACGGCCUCUGCGCGCCCGCCUACGCGAUGCCGGGACCUGGGUUCCACCACUGCCUUCCGCUCGGCGCCGAUGGUGGCGGAGUUCUGAGCAGCAACAGCAGCAGCAAGCGCAUGCGGACGGCGUUCACGAGCACGCAGCUCCUGGAGCUCGAGAGAGAAUUCUCCUCCAACCGAUACCUGUCGCGCUUGCGACGCAUCGAGAUCGCCACGUACCUGAACCUCUCCGAGAAGCAGGUCAAGAUCUGGUUCCAGAACCGGCGCGUAAAGCACAAGAAGGAAGGGAAGGCGAUAGGCGGCGGUGGAGGAGGAGGAGGAGGUGUCGGCGCUGGUGCUGUUGUUGUUGUUGGUGGUGGUGUCAGUGGUGGCGGUGUCGGUGGUGUUGUAGCAGCGGUCACCGCUCCAGUGGCAGGAGACGUGAGCCCCGGAAAGGCCGUGGGGACGAGAGGCUGCAAGUGCGGAUGCGAGUCGUCAUCCAUCAGAGCUCGAGACCGUGAGGACGCUGGCGAGCGUGACGAUGAUGACGGUGGUGGUGGUGGCGGCGGCGAUGAUGAUGACGACGACGACGACGUGUCGAUGACCCCUUCUCCUCCAGCGAAAGAGAAGAAGAAACCCUUGUGACUUUGAUCGACGAUGAUGAUGAUGAUGAUGUUGGUGAUGAUGAUGUUGGUGAUGGUGAUGAUGAUGAUGUUGGUGAUGGUGUUGUUAGUUCGCGUCGUUUAACUUUGCACGCGAGAGGCGACUGCUGCAGCUGACCACGCGACGCCACGACGCAGGGACCUCGACGUGCAUCUCUGACGCGUGCAUCGAACGUGUUCGUGCGUUAAAGUGCCGCGCGCGAGUCGCGCAUGAACACGCGCGCGCACAAGGAAGCGACUGCUGUUAGCGAGCGCCUAUUAACGUGAGCACUGCACACACGCGCGCGCGCACGCACGCGCACGCACGCACGCACGCGCCAAAUUCGACACGCGCACACACGCAUGGGUGCGUAUCGACGCGCACGGGCAACCGCUUCUUGUGUCAAUCCUUGUGCCUAUGACUUGGACACGAGGAGUUAUUACUUGUUUAUACGACAAUGACAGAGAUCCCCCGUGUAGCCUUAACAAAGCGUUGGG